AACAACAUAUGAUGAUGGGUCGAUCAAGGAAUGUGGCAAUUCUUGUAGUAAUAACUGUAAUGUUACUAAAGACCACAGAAGCUGAAGAUUACGAGGUGGGAGGUACCACAGGUUGGACAACCUUUCCUCCAGGAGGUGCUUCUUUCUAUUCCAAAUGGGCUUCCAAUUUUACAUUCAAAGUAAAUGACACUCUAGUGUUCAACUUCGAGUCUGGAAGCCACAGUGUGGUGGAACUUUCGAAAGCUAACUAUGAAAACUGUGGAGUCGACAACAAUAUCAAAAGCUUUAAUACAGGGCCAGCUAGAGUUAUCCUCACAGGUCCAGGGGAAUUCUACUUUUCCUGCCCCUUUUCAGGCCAUUGCAGCAGUGGCCAAAAGCUAAGCGUUACAGUUGAAGCUUCUUCACCUUCUCCUUCUGCAUAUGGUUCAGAUUCCACUAAAAGAGCCCCAUCACCCCAAACUCAUUCCACUGAUAUAGCCCCUCCACCACACGGCUCGGCCACCCCUCUGGCUUCUACCUUCUCUCUGUUCAUCAUCACCAUUAUAGUCAAUUUUCUGUCUCAAUUUUAGGACACUUGUUACUAUACUCUCUCUUUCUAAAACAAUUUUCUUCGUCCAAAUUCAUUCAUCUCAAUCUUUUAAAGUAUGUGACAUGCAGAUUCAAUAAGAUUCAGAUGAACUUCAUAAAAUUGAAGAGAAUGUUUCAGAAAGAGGAUAUUGGAUGUACAUCGAUUUCAUUAAGCCUGUUGGGUUUCCAAAAUUUUGGCUUGUGAUAUAUAUUGUUUAAUUGAUUUCCAGCUACUUGGACUCCAUUGAGAUGAUUGUGAUUGAAUAAACAAAUCUUCUAUUGUGGGUU
Molecule: messenger RNA, 855 nt
Organism: Vigna umbellata (rice bean)
Lineage: Eukaryota; Viridiplantae; Streptophyta; Magnoliopsida; Fabales; Fabaceae
Product: mavicyanin-like
Cellular component (GO): plasma membrane
Molecular function (GO): electron transfer activity
Source: RefSeq, a predicted model, not a curated record